Messenger RNA from Parus major (Great Tit), 412 nucleotides. Its product is annotated as kelch-like protein 28. Lineage: Eukaryota; Metazoa; Chordata; Aves; Passeriformes; Paridae. Bases 73 to 336 code for a protein of 87 amino acids. The record is from RefSeq and is a predicted model, not a curated record. The transcript has 2 exons. Gene Ontology annotation, molecular function: protein binding.
CUGUUCCUGAGGCUCUCCAGGAGUGAAUCCCCAUCCCAGACCCCGGGCUCACGGCUGUGUUUGCUUUGCAGCAUGGAGCGCUACGAUCCGAGCAAGAACUCCUGGGAGACCGUGGCCUCCAUGGCUGACAAACGGAUAAACUUUGGGGUGGGGGUGAUGCUGGGCUUCAUCUUCGUGGUGGGGGGACACAAUGGGGUGUCCCACCUGUCCAGCAUCGAGAGGUACGACCCCCACCAGAACCAGUGGACGGUGUGCCGGCCCAUGAAGGAGCCCAGGACAGGUGGGACACGGCAGAAAGGAACCUGGAGCUGGUGUGGGUGCGGCGGUGAUCGAUGACCACCUGUACGUGGUGGGAGGCCACUCGGGCUCGUCCUACCUGAACACGGUGCAGAGGUACGAGCCCAUCUCGGAC